This is a messenger RNA of Hippoglossus stenolepis (Pacific halibut), 691 nucleotides long. Its product is annotated as ladderlectin. The coding region runs from base 1 to 567 and encodes 188 amino acids. Lineage: Eukaryota; Metazoa; Chordata; Actinopteri; Pleuronectiformes; Pleuronectidae. The transcript is spliced from 9 exons. The record is from RefSeq and is a predicted model, not a curated record.
AUGAAGACCCUCCUCCUCCUCACGGUUUUGCUGUGCAUUGAAGCUGUUGAACCAGUUGAAGGAACACAGGAGCUGCAGGAGGAAAACCUGGCCUCAGUGGCAGAAAAUGAAGCUGGAGUGUUUGCUCCUGAAGCAGAAGAGCCUGAGAUGCUGUCUGCUGGAGAGAUGGCUCCUUCAGUCGAAGGUCGUUUCUUUGUGUGUCCUGCUGGUUGGGAGAGACACAAGAGUAGCUGCUAUCUGUAUGUGAGCGCUGGCAGAUCCUGGACCAGCGCUGUGGCCAAUUGCAAUAGUCUUGGAGCCACCUUGGCAUCUGCCCAUGAUUUGUUUGAGUACAGCUUCCUGCAGCAGCUGACCAGUAGGGGAGGAGGCUCCCUUGCCUGGAUGGGGGGACUUUACUUCCAGGGCUGGAGGUGGGUGGACCAGAGCCACUUCGACUACAACUUCUGGAGCGCUCAGCGCUCCCCCAGCUCAUACCCGUGCAUCUACCUUGAUGCCAGGGCCGGUUGGGCCAAUCAUGCCUGUGGUAAUGGAUGGCCGUCCAUCUGCGUGAAGAGAACUGACUGCUGAACGUGACAGCAGGACACAUGUUUACUGACCUGUAUCAUUAUCUUGUUUUAGCUGUGGCAGAUUUGUUGAUGGCUUCAUGCUUCAUGUGAUGCCUCCUUCUUUCUGCCUAAUCAGAUUUGUGAAU